This is a messenger RNA of Pararge aegeria (speckled wood butterfly), 1991 nucleotides long. It is a transcript of the gene GCC88, whose product is annotated as GRIP and coiled-coil domain-containing protein 1. Gene Ontology annotation, cellular component: Golgi apparatus. The coding region runs from base 97 to 1962 and encodes 621 amino acids. Lineage: Eukaryota; Metazoa; Arthropoda; Insecta; Lepidoptera; Nymphalidae. The record is from RefSeq and is a predicted model, not a curated record. The transcript is spliced from 13 exons.
UUGUGCUACAAUACUGUUCUCCUUUUAUUUUGGUGAAAAUAAUCAAUAUUUCGGUCUUCGUUUGAGUGAAUACUUGACUUGAUUGGUCAAGUAAUUAUGGAAUCUUUAUCAAAACAAGAAUUAAUCUCAACAAUAACUAAGCAAGCAGACCAAAUCAAGCGAUAUGAAGGACGUUUACGAGACGUUGUUGCGGCAUACAAAGGCCUUGUAAAAGAGAAAGAGGCCUUAGAAAUAAGCUUGAAGGCUUUAAACAAAACUGAAACCACAGAAAAUGCAUCUCAAGAUUCUGUGGCCGCUCUUACACUGUCACUCUCAACUUUGACAGCGGAAAAGACUCGAAUGGAAGAGGCAUUCCAAGCUGACAAGAAAGUUACUAGAGAAAAGUAUGAAAACAUUCUGGCACAAAUGCGCGAAGAAACGAAGACCCUUGUGCAGCAGCAUCUUGCUGAGGUGGGCAACCUAAAAGCUAAGAUAGCCUACGAGAUCCAGGAACGAGAGAAAGAGAGGGCAGAUCAAACGGCUAUGUUGAAAGAAUUACAUAUGAAGCUGAGCAAAGAAAGAAAAAGUAAGGAAAAGCUUGAAGACAAAGCAGUGCAUAGCAGCGAAGCGCAGGCAUCUCAGGCGGAAUUAGAAAAGCGAGUACGCGAUCUCAACAGUUCUCUAGAGGCUUCACAAAGAAGGUUACAUAGGGCGGAAGCUAGAACGGUCGAGACUCCGGCUUUGCUUGUACGCUUGCAACAGAAGCUGGCAUUGCUGGAACAAUCACAUUCUAUAGCUAUACGAGAGGAGCAAAUAAAAGCGAAACGAGCAGAGGAAUCCGCGCGUAAAAUAUGCGCGCGACAAGAGGACAGGGUCGCGUUACUGGAGGGAAAGCUUGCUGAACUGUCACAGACGAUUGGGGAGUACGACCUGAGGAGGAGACACGACCAGACCCUUAUACAGCAGCUGAGGGACUCUCUCAACGGGCGACUGAUGGACAAGAUCGCCGGAAGUAGUGGGAAUGAAGAGAGCCAGAAAAGCGAGACAGACAACGAAAAGUUGGCCGACAGCGAAUAUUUACACACAUUGAUAGACAAAAUACACAUUUUGAAAAAGGAGCUAAUAGCCGAAAAUGAGAAACUGGGCAAUCCGAUAGAUAUAUCAACAGUCUUCAAACUAGAUGGCUAUGAGAACGUCCACAUGAAGUGUAGGCAGGAGAUAGAUAGUUUGAAAGUUGAGUUUGAGAGUUACAAAGUACAAAACGCGAGAGUUCGAGAGAGUGGCGAGGAGGUGGAGAGUGAGAUGGAGGAUUUGAAGAGCGAGAUAGCGAUGCUAAAGGAGAAAAUGGAGACUUAUGUACUGCUGCUGGAGGAAGAGAAACAGGAUAAGGCUGACUCGUUGAGGCUUCACGAGGAGAAACUAAAAAACCAGAGGGAUUAUCACAAGGAGGUGGUAUCCGAUCUCAAAACUCGAAUACAAAGCUUAGAGAAACAAGUUCAGACACAGAGAGAUAGAUACGCGACUCUGUUGGAAGAGACCGACAACUACAUUCGCUCUAGAAACGACCGUUCCAGGAAAGUCAGCACUGAAGAAGGUUGGAAGGAGGGACAUGGGAUGUUAAACGACGGAUCUGCACCGCCACAUAUGCUGCAUUAUGCCCACGAGUUGGCCCGAAAGGAUUUGGACAUUACCCAGUUGAGAAGGGAGAAACAUAUAUUGGAAGGACAUUACAGAGACUGCCAACGUGAGGCGACCAUAGAAAAGGAGCGGUUCAAAGAGGUUAUAAGGACACUAAAGGAAGAAAUUGACAGAUUAAGGAGAAUCCAGUCAAGGGAAGGAGCCAAUCUGGAAUAUUUGAAGAACGUAGUUAUGGCGUAUCUCAUGUCGACGGACUACGCGGGCCGCAAGCACAUGCUAAACGCCAUAGCUGCUGUAUUGCACUUCACUAAUAACGAGAGGAAAAUGGUCUUUAACACCCUUUAAAUAAACAUCAUAAUUGCCUGGCCACUAAA